This is a messenger RNA of Fonsecaea erecta, 4926 nucleotides long. Its product is annotated as 3-phosphoshikimate 1-carboxyvinyltransferase. Gene Ontology annotation, cellular component: cytoplasm. The transcript has 2 exons. The record is from RefSeq and is a predicted model, not a curated record. The coding region runs from base 1 to 4926 and encodes 1641 amino acids. Gene Ontology annotation, molecular function: 3-dehydroquinate synthase activity; 3-phosphoshikimate 1-carboxyvinyltransferase activity; shikimate kinase activity. NCBI's taxonomy places the organism in Eukaryota, Fungi, Ascomycota, Eurotiomycetes, Chaetothyriales, Herpotrichiellaceae. Gene Ontology annotation, biological process: aromatic amino acid biosynthetic process; chorismate biosynthetic process.
AUGCCUCUCGACGGGGUGGCACAAGCAGUACGAGUCAGCCUCCUCGGGAAAGAGAGCAUCCUCAUCAAUUUCGGGUUGUGGCGCAAUUAUGUCGCCGAGGAUCUACUGUCGAAUCUCGAGUCAUCCACCUAUGUCUUGGUCACCGACACUAACCUGGGUUCACUCUACACCCAGUCCUUCCGAGAAGCCUUUGAAGCGGCAGCAAAACAGAAGGCGAAACCGGCACGGUUGUUAAUUCAUCAGAUCCCGCCUGGAGAGAGCUCGAAAUCGAGACAAACAAAGGACGACAUUGAAGACUGGCUGCUCAGCCAGAGCCCGCCAUGUGGUCGAGAUACGGUCAUCAUUGCCCUAGGCGGUGGCGUCGUAGGUGAUCUGACAGGCUUUGUUGCUGCCACCUACAUGCGAGGGGUGAGAUUUGUACAGGUCCCAACAACAUUGCUCGCCAUGGUGGACUCUUCAAUCGGCGGGAAAACCGCCAUCGAUACACCUCUGGGCAAAAAUCUCAUUGGAGCGAUUUGGCAGCCACAGAGAAUCUACAUUGAUCUCGACUUUCUCGGGACUCUGCCACGACGAGAGUUGAUCAACGGCAUGGCCGAGGUCAUCAAAACCGCAGCCAUCUCCGAUGAAGCAGAAUUCAUCGAGCUGGAACGUCAUGCGGAUCGGAUUAUGGCCGCCGUGAAUGCCGAUAUCGCCAAAGGUGCCGCGAGAUUCAAGGACGUAGAAGCCACUCUGAUCAGAAUCAUUUCUGCCUCGGCCAAGUUCAAGGCCCACGUCGUGACCAUCGACGAGAGAGAAACGGGCUUGCGAAAUUUGCUGAAUUUCGGACACUCUAUCGGCCACGCCAUCGAAGCUUUCUUGACUCCCCAAGUGCUUCAUGGGGAAUGUGUGGCGAUCGGCAUGAUCAAGGAGGCUGAGCUCGCCCGGUACUUGGGCGUCCUGAGUGGAGUUGCAGUUGGCCGUCUGCAAAAGUGUCUGACAACGUAUGGUCUGCCAACUCGGCUCGACGACGAAAAAGUGGUCAAGCUGUCCGGAGGUAAGGUUUGUACGGUCGAUGGCAUGCUCAAGAAGAUGGGUGUCGACAAGAAAAACGAUGGUGCGAAGAAGAAGGUGGUCCUCCUCUCAGCCAUUGGUCGCACGUACGAACAGAAGGCCAGCGUCGUAUCAGACUCCGACCUGCGUGUCGUGCUUUCUCCGAGUGUCCAAGUGGUGCCAGGGGUGCCCAAAGACCUCAAGGUUGUCUGCACUCCACCUGGCUCGAAGAGCAUUUCUAACAGAGCGCUUGUCCUUGCCGCUCUGGGUCGCGGAACCUGCCGCGUCAAAAACUUGCUGACCUCGGCAGACACAGAAGUGAUGCUGGAGGCACUGACUCGGCUUGGGGCCGCGACAUUUUCCUGGGAAGAUGAUGGGGAAGUUCUGGUGGUGAAUGGCAAUGGUGGUCGGCUUGAGGCCACGCAACACGAGCUCUAUCUGGGCAAUGCUGGAACCGCCGCCAGAUUCUUGACCUCUGUCACGACCUUGACCCGGCAGAGCCAUGUGGCAUCCACGGUUCUUACCGGCAAUGCCCGCAUGAAGCAGCGACCCAUCGGAGACCUCGUAGAUGCGUUGAGAAAGAAUGGCGCCGGCAUCGAAUACAUCGAGAACACCGGGAGUCUACCACUUAAUAUUGCAGCCUCAGCUGGGUUCAAUGGCGGCGAAAUCAAAUUGGCAGCCAAGGUUUCGUCGCAAUAUGUCUCCUCUCUGCUGAUGUGUGCCCCCUACGCGAAGAAGCCUGUGACACUCAAGCUCGUAGGCGGAAAGCCCGUGUCGCAACCCUACAUUGACAUGACUAUUGCAAUGAUGGCCUCCUUCGGCGUCUCGGUGCGAAAGUCGAAAACCGAAGACCACACGUAUCAUAUCCCGCAAGGCAUUUACAAGAAUCCGGACGAGUACGUGGUCGAGAGCGAUGCAAGCUCUGCGACUUAUCCGCUUGCAAUUGCGGCAAUCACGGGCACAACAUGCACCAUCCCCAAUAUUGGCUCUGCCUCGCUUCAGGGCGAUUCGGCAUUCGCCACCGACGUGCUGAGGCCAAUGGGGUGUGAAGUAAAACAGACGUCUUCGUCAACCACGGUAACAGGUCCCCGGGACGGCAGACUCGCACCAUUGAGCAACAUCGACAUGGAACCGAUGACGGACGCUUUCUUGACUGCUUCUGUGUUGGCGGCUGUCGCUCAAGGCGGCAAGACCAGCACAACACGCAUAUAUGGCAUUGCCAACCAGAGGGUGAAGGAAUGCAACCGCAUCCAAGCGAUGGAGGAUGAGUUGGCAAAGUUUGGCGUCACGUGCCGGCAGUUUGACGACGGUAUCGAAGUCGACGGCGUCGACCGUACCCAGUUGAAGCAGCCGCAAGGAGGGGUCCAUUGCUACGACGAUCAUCGAGUUGCCAUGAGCUUUAGUGUUCUCGCACUGGCCGCACCUCAGCCUACGCUGAUUCUCGAGAAGGAGUGCACAGGCAAGACGUGGCCGGGGUGGUGGGACACGCUGGCGCGGCAAUUCAAUGUCGCGCUCGAGGGUGUGGAACUACAGGAGAGUGGUGACCGCCUCAAUGCGAAGAAAGUGGAUCGAAGUGCCGCCUCGAUGUUCAUCAUCGGCAUGAGGGGUGCCGGCAAGACAACCUCGGGGCGCUGGGCGGCAAGAUCGCUGGGCAAGAAAUUGGUUGACCUGGACACGGAGAUGGAGAGGCGCGCAGGCAAGUCGAUCCCCGAGAUCGUCCGGGAACACGGUUGGGAGCAUUUUCGGAAACUGGAGUUGGAGCUCCUCAGAUCCGUCAUGACGGAGAUGCCAAACGGCUACGUCUUCGCCUGUGGUGGUGGCAUCGUCGAGACCAAAGAAGCACGCAACCUGCUAAUCGAAUGGCACGAGAAGAAAGGCCAUGUCCUCCUGGUCGAACGAGAUAUCAGGGAAGUCAUGAGCUUUCUUCAAAUCGACAAAACACGACCCGCCUACGUCGAAGACAUGAUGGGCGUCUGGAUCCGGCGGAAGCCCUGGUACGAUGAAUGCAGCAACCUCCUGCACUUCAGCCAAGACCUCCACGAGGAGCAGAUGGCCGAAGCCGCCGAGGAGUUUGACCGCUUUUUGCAGAUGGUCACGGGGAAAGUCGACGUCCUGUCCCAACUCAAGAAGAAGCCCUACAGUUUCUUUCUGUCCCUGACCUUCCCGGACUUGCGGCAUCAUAUCAAACUCCUCCCGGAAGUCUGCCUUGGGUCCGAUGCGGUCGAAUUGCGUGUCGACCUGCUGCAGGAGCCCCGUUCCGGCAGCCCCUUUCCGUCCGUCGACUAUGUGACUGCUCAACUCUCCUUUCUCCGCUCCGUCAUUCCUCUUCCGGUCAUCUUCACGAUCCGCACGGCAGCCCAAGGGGGCAAAUUUCCCGACGAAGCCGGAGAAGAGUAUGCCCAACUGUGCAUUCUUGCCAUCCGCUUGGGCUGCGAAUUCUUGGACCUGGAGGUGGAAUCGUUCCCCGAGUCCGUCCUCUCCCCAAUCAUCAAGUUCAAAAACAAGUCGAACACACGAAUCAUUGCCUCCCAUCACGACCCGAAGGGAACAUUGUCAUGGUCAAAGCCGGGCUCCUGGAUCCCCGUUUAUAACAAAUGCCUCCUGUAUGGCGAUGUCGUGAAACUGGUCGGCAUCGCCCACACCAUCGAUGACAACUUCGCCCUCCGACGCUUCAAGGUGUGGUCGCAAUCCCAGCACCCGGACCGGCCUCUGAUUGCGAUCAACAUGGGCCGCACCGGACAGAUUUCCCGGUUGCUGAACGGCUUCAUGACCCCUGUCAAUCACGCCAAACUCCCGUUCAAAGCGGCUCCGGGCCAACUCCCCGCCAGCGAAAUUCGGCACGGCCUGCAACUAAUGGGUGAGAUCGUGCGCAAGGAAUUCUACCUGUUCGGGUCGCCGAUCGGCGCGAGUAAAUCGCCCACGUUGCACAAUAUCUUGUUCAUGGAGCUGGGGCUGCCGCACCAUUACUCGAGGUUUGAAACCACGGAGCCUCGGACGAUUGUAGAGAAGAUCCGCGCCGAGAACUUUGGCGGAGCGAGCGUGACGAUCCCGCUCAAGGUGGACGUCAUGAUCCAUCUGGACGAGGUGGAUCCGGCUGCUCGCCUCAUUGGCGCCGUGAACACCAUUGUCCCCGUCUACGACCCUGCCUCGGGCAAGAACAAGCUGGUCGGUUACAACACGGACUAUCUGGGCAUGAUGGACUGCCUGCGGGCCGCGGGGGCUUCUGCCGCGUUGGGAGAAGGUGAGCAGUCCGGCCUGGUCGUGGGCGGCGGCGGCACGGCACGCGCGGCAAUCCACACGCUGUACACGAUGGGGUACAAGCCGAUCUACCUGAUCGGGAGGAACCACGGCAAGAUGAGAUCGCUGGCGGAGUUGUUCCCGCCGAAUUACAACCUCGUGCUACUGGAUGCUCACGGACAGUCUAGCCCGUCGGACGGGGCGUCAUCGUCGUCCUCCUCACGGUUGGCGACGCUGGAGCACCAGAUGCCGACGGUGCCGGUGGUCGCCAUCGCCACCAUCCCCGCCGACCGGCCCAUCGACCCGGCCCUGCAGGCGGUGCUGGAGAGUAUCUUCGAGCGGUCUGCCAAGCUCGCCACCUCGACCGCCCCCCCCGGCCAGGGCACCUCGCCCCCGAUGCGCACGCUGCUGGAACUUGCGUACACCCCCCCGCACACGGACAUCAUGCAGAUGGCCGAGAAUCUGGGCGGGUGGAAGACGGUGCAGGGGCUCGAGACGCUGGUCACCCAGGGCCUGUGGCAGUUUGAGUACUGGAAUCAGAUCCGGGUGCGAGGGAUCGCAACGGAGACAGUACGCGAUAUUAUUCUCAAUUCUUCUGUCGCGCCGCACCGCGCCCUGCCGCCCGCGACCGCGACGGUUCAGGAAAAGAUAGACCGAUAG